CCAAAACGUAGCCGGCAACAUUAGGCCUCGCAAGAGCUCUUUUGUUCCGCUUCGCGCACGGCCUCCCUAACGUCACCUAGAGACGUUUAAAUAAACUAUACCAGAGUAUUGCUGCUGGCGCAAGCCAGCCUCCAACGAAGGCAAGGACAGGGUGGGCCUACGCUCCUCAAGCGGGGCUCACGGUUUUGGCCAGCAGAUAGUGUUUCACCAGCAGUUUGACGAGCGACGCAACCAGCAAACAUCCUUGCUAGGGACAGCCAGUCUUCCGUCAAGCAGACGCCAGUCCGCAAAACGUUGGACUCGGAGAUGACCAGCUUUGGCAUCCCAUCGAACUACACAAAUUCUCCGUCAUCUGUGCCUGGCACGCCGCAUCUGACGAUCAAUAAGGACAUCACUGCGCUCGACCUUGAUUCCAGCAAUCAAUUCGAGGGACCGGAAAAGCUACUGGAGGUAUGGUUCUCGGCUUCGGAGACGGCACUACCUGCCUCUGCCUCACCUCACGGUCUGAAGGUCGUUUCGCAAGAUGUCUGGAAGGGCAUGCUUGAUCUUGUCAACUGCAAGGUUCUGUCUGUGGUCGAAAGCCGCAAUGUCGACGCCUACCUGCUUUCCGAGUCAAGCAUGUUCGUCUUCCCGCACAAGCUUGUACUGAAGACGUGCGGCACCACCACACUUCUUUGCGGUCUGCCGCGUAUGUUGGAGAUAGCCGCUCUCGAAGCCGGCUUUCCACAUGUCAAAGCGAAUCUGCCCAUCGGGAUCCCAGCUGCUGCUACACCACAUCGCGUGUUCUACAGCCGCAAAAACUUCCUCUUUCCAGAUCAACAGCUUGGUCCGCAUCGUAGCUGGCGCGAUGAGGUACGCUAUCUCGAUAAGAUGUUCAUGGGUGGCAGCGCCUACAUGAUAGGCAAAAUGAAUGGAGAGCACUGGUACCUGUACAUUACCGGUCCAGGCACGCAGCUUACGCCACCUGCGAGCCCUGAGCGUGAUUUUAUGCAAAGCAAGACUCAACCGAUUGUUUACCCGGAAAGGCACCUUACUGAGAUGGAGAAUGGCGACGAGACGCUAGAGGUUUUGAUGACAGAUUUAGAUGUCAGGAAUGCUCGCCAGUUCUACCUUGACAACGCAAGCACGAUUGCCAAAGACAGUGCACGCCGCACCCACGAGGCUCGCAAGGACGCCAUUCACCACCUUGGCGUCAUUGCUGAACGGAAUGUGUCCGACCCCAGCAUCUCCGGAAAGACCCUCGUUGACGGCUUUGGCAAUGGCCGUGAUACUACUUCAGACCAGGAUGACGACGCACAGUUCGAUGUGUUCGCGCAAACCUUGCCUGAGCAUUCAGGCUGCAGCUCAGAUACCGAAGACAACACGGAACCGCUGACGUUUUCCCAAGAGUUCAGCACUGAGGGCCACACACUGGGCUCGGUUGUUACAGAACACUGCGGGCUUGCCGACGUUUACCCGGCGUCUGUUUAUCCAGAUGCCAAGAUUGACUCGUACCUCUUCACCCCUUGCGGCUAUUCCGCUAACGGAGUCGUGCCAAUGCCUGGCGACGGAGACUCAACGAACUACUGGACUGUGCACGUGACGCCUGAGCCGCAAUGCUCAUACGCCAGCUUCGAGACGAAUGUGCCUUCUCGCGCGCUCGGACGGGAGACGGUGGACGUGGUGCAGCAGGUCGUCGGCAUCUUCAAGCCUGGCCGCUUCAGCGUCACGCUCUUCGAGGCGAAGGCGGAGGACGACAAGUUGGCUGCGAAGAAGGACAAGCUUAUGGACUAUGUCGAGGGCUAUCGUAGGGUUGACCGGAUCGUGCAUGACCUGGAGGGCUACGAGUUGGUCUUCCGGUACUUUGAGCGUGAGGAUUGGAAGGGUGGCGCCCCACGAUUGGGUGAGCGGUACAUGAUGGUCGAUGACUGAUGUUUACGGACGGUGAUCCUUUCUUUCAUACCUCGUGUUCACGGUUGGCGUCGACUCUUGUUGCAUGCUAUGCCCGAGACGGCUACUUUAUGAUAUCAACGACGUGGAAAAACAUGUAGUCGAAGUAAUCUCUGUUGGGAGGAGCUUUGCAGUCAUGAUACACUAUUAGUACAUUUCUUAGCGGCGGGCCUUUUCAAGUUCCUCUCGGCAGCGCUGGACUGCGUCCCUCGCCUUUUGCCAGCUCUGCACAUCUUCUGGCCGCACACUCGCUCUGCCUCCGUCGCUGACGAGCCGCCGCAAGUGAGCCUCAAUGUCAGCCAAUACCCU
Molecule: messenger RNA, 2238 nt
Organism: Baudoinia panamericana UAMH 10762
Lineage: Eukaryota; Fungi; Ascomycota; Dothideomycetes; Mycosphaerellales; Teratosphaeriaceae
Exons: 1
Coding region: 307-1911 (534 amino acids)
Biological process (GO): spermidine biosynthetic process; spermine biosynthetic process
Cellular component (GO): cytosol
Molecular function (GO): adenosylmethionine decarboxylase activity
Source: RefSeq, a predicted model, not a curated record